UCUUUAUUUCCAGGCCUGGGUUUCCGUCCACUCCCGUCAGAAGACAACGUCGAAAGUACGCUCAUCUGGUACAAGGGCACCGAAGAGAAAAACUACAAGCAAUGGACUGAUGCACUGGACGACUUCCUCCAAGACUACAGAACACCCGGUCAGAUUUCCGGCCGAGGACAGAACAUCUACAACUGUGAUUACACCCAUCUGCCACCGCCAAGGACCGUGUGCGACGUGGACAUCAAGCAGUACGGCCCCUGCACCCUGGAGAACCACUACAACUACCACAAGAGCGCUCCGUGCAUAUUCCUGAAGCUGAACAAGAUCUACGGAUGGAUCCCGGAAUUCUUCAACGACUCCGCCAACCUGCCCGGAAACAUGCCCAAGGACCUCCAGGAGUACAUCAAGACCGUCGACGACAAGGAGAAGCACACCAUGAACACCGUUUGGGUGUCGUGUGAAGGCGAGAAUCCCGCCGAUAUCGAAAAUGUCGGACCAAUCAAGUAUUACCCGCGUCGUGGUUUCCCCGGAUACUACUACCCGUACGAGAACUCCGAGGGCUAUCUGAGCCCCCUGGUGGCGGUGCAUUUCGAGCGUCCAAUUCGUGGCAUCAUCAUCAACAUCGAGUGCAAGGCCUGGGCCCGCAACAUCAAGCACGACAGACACGAACGGUUGGGCUCCGUACACUUCGAGUUGCUGAUUGAUUAGAACUGGCCGGCCCAGUCGUCCCUCCAGUAGCACCCGUCACCUGGUGCUAGCCAUGUGUCUAGCGCGCCGCUCUCCCUGCCCCGUACCAGUUCAAACCGAAGCGCUAGAUAGCCCGUAAUUCAAAUUUCAAAAACUCAAAUCGUCAACUAGGUCAAAAGUCAGCAACUUAUUCGCAGCUUUUUUAUAAAGUGUUUCAAGUCAGAUAAGCCAUCUUUCUACAAAAUUUUACCAUUUUGUCAGUGUUUCGAUCGUAAUGAAUUUUAAAAACGCUACCUUUCGCAAAUGCUUGUUUAUUUAAAUCCGUGAGAGUAAAUUAAGAUUAGGCGAUCUCCUUAGAUCUUCGUAGAGGACACAAAAAAAAAACAACACAAAAAGACGUUCAGAAAAAUCUGUCUAUUAAGGAUGUAAGAUGUUGUGCUUGUAAUUUUUAUGAGUGUAAAUAAUAAAUGAGAGUCCAAAUCGUUAA
This is a messenger RNA of Aedes albopictus (Asian tiger mosquito), 1165 nucleotides long. Its product is annotated as sodium/potassium-transporting ATPase subunit beta-2. Gene Ontology annotation, cellular component: sodium:potassium-exchanging ATPase complex. The transcript is spliced from 4 exons. Lineage: Eukaryota; Metazoa; Arthropoda; Insecta; Diptera; Culicidae. Gene Ontology annotation, molecular function: ATPase activator activity. The record is from RefSeq and is a predicted model, not a curated record. Gene Ontology annotation, biological process: sodium ion export across plasma membrane; potassium ion import across plasma membrane; intracellular sodium ion homeostasis. The annotation marks the transcript as partial.